This is a messenger RNA of Aspergillus bombycis, 1227 nucleotides long. RefSeq names its product monooxygenase. Lineage: Eukaryota; Fungi; Ascomycota; Eurotiomycetes; Eurotiales; Aspergillaceae. The transcript has 6 exons. Gene Ontology annotation, molecular function: FAD binding; monooxygenase activity. The record is from RefSeq and is a predicted model, not a curated record. The coding region runs from base 1 to 1227 and encodes 408 amino acids.
AUGCCUAUCAAUGUAGUCGUUGUUGGCGCUGGUCUCGCUGGCCUGGGUGCUGCAAUUUCAUUGAGCCGUGCAGGCCAUGAGGUCCAGGUUAUUGAGCAGUCAGGUUUUCUAAACGAAGUUGGCGCUGCUAUCCAUGUGGCGCCCAAUGCCACCCGAAUUCUCAAGGCCUGGGGAUGUGAAUUGAAAAGUUUACAUCCCGUCUACUGCAAGAAAUUACAGGUGUGGGAUGCCUCUGGGAAUCUCAUGUGGACCCCCAUUAUUGCCCUAAAUACCUCAGAUGAAUGGCUGUUGACCCAUCGAGUUGACCUGCAUAAUGCCCUGCGCACCAUAGCCACUAACGAGGCUAAUGGCCGUAAAAUCAACAUCCGCCUCUCUUCGCGUGUAUUAUCAGUGGAUGCAGAGGCCGGCAAAGUGGUCCUCGAGGAUGGUACCAUAUAUGUCGCUGACCUAGUUGUUGGGGCUGACGGUAUUCAUUCUCGCACCGUUCAGGCCAUCGUCGGAGAAAACAAAGGACGUCAGAGUACCGGCCAGAAUUGCUUUCGUUUCUUGGUAUCCAUGGAAAAGAUACAGGCCAAUCCACUAACUGCUACACUUAUGGCGAAGACAGGCAUUGAUGGCGUGCAUGUCUUCGCGGCGCAUGACCGACGCACCGUGGUUUAUCCCUGUCGGAGUGGCCAGUUGCUGAACGUGGCGGGUAUUCACCCUGCGGGCAAAGAGACGAACGCCAGAGAUUCAUCAUGGCUUGAUGGGGGCAAAUUGAGCCAGUUGAUAGAGACUUAUCAGGAUUUUGGCGAAGAGCUUCAGGAGAUGUGUCGCCUCGCGGAAGAUCUGAAGCUGUGGAGCCUGGCUUCGCGCAGGCCAGCUCCCACGUUCGUGAGAGGCAAAUUGGCUUUGAUUGGAGAUGCUGCGCAUCCCAUGUUACCUCACCAAGGACAAGGCGCCGCUCAAGCAUUCGAAGAUGCGGCAGCGCUUGGUGGGGUGAUGACGGAGGACAUGACCGUAGAGCAGAUCCCGCAACGUCUGGAGUUGUACAACAGGAUGCGGUACAAGCACGCGGUGACCGUGAUGAUGAUGUCCAAAACCCACGACGAGCGACGGGCGGAGAUGUUGGAGGAGCUCUGUUCCUAUGUGUCUGACGCGGAGGUGCCUAGGGAUAUGUUCGCCUUCACGUGGCCGUCAGACCCAAUUGGGGAUGCACAUCAACUGGUACAAGAAGCCCAGUUAUAG